Monascus purpureus is the source of this 1656-nucleotide messenger RNA. NCBI's taxonomy places the organism in Eukaryota, Fungi, Ascomycota, Eurotiomycetes, Eurotiales, Aspergillaceae. The record is from the annotation of a GenBank genome assembly.
GUUGAAUCCAGUACCCAGGCCAUGACCUUAUCAAAAUGGAUGCUCUGAUAUCUUCCUCCUCGGGUUUAAAAUGACCAUCGACCCCCCGGGGAUGCGAGGGUCACCAGUGACGCAGGCAUUUCUCUUCAUAGUAUCAGAGCAUACUACUCUAUCAAACAUCAUCAACAAUGGUUUCAAUAUCGGGCGAAUGGCGGCGACUCAGUGUCGGCGUUGUAGGAGGAGGUAUUGGUGGUCUGGCAGUCGCCAUCUCCCUCCGUCGUGCAGGCCACGAUGUGACCGUCUAUGAGCGUCAUGACUUUGCGGGCGAGGUUGGCGCCUCCAUAUCUUGCGCGGCCAACGGUACGAGGUGGCUGCAUGAAUGGGGCGUGGAUAUCGCCAAGGGAGAUCCGGUGAUAUUGCGCAAGCUCAUCAACCGCGACUGGAAGACGGGGGAACCAGUCAGCGUCUACGAUCUUAACGACUACGAGGAGCGUUGGGGAUAUGUAUACAACAUGUUUCAUCGCCAGUACAUGCAUGCGAUGCUGAAGGACUGCGCAUUUCAGGAAGAGGGUGAAGGAACGCCGGCCAAGCUUCUGGUCAACCAUCAGUGCAAGGAUAUCGAUCUAGACACCGGCAUGAUUACCUUUACCAACGGAAACACAGCCCAGCACGAUCUCAUCGUGGGAGCAGAUGGCAUCGGUUCUGCCGUCAGACGUAUCAUCGGUCUCAAUCCGGAAAAGAGGCCGGCCGAUUCAAGCUGUCUGCAUGCCAAUGUACUCACCGAGGAUGCCGUCCGGCUCGGCCUAGUCGACUACUCAAAGGACAGUGCAUUGGAGUACUGGGGAGGCCAGGAGGGCAAGUGGGACAAGAUCGUGCUCUCGCCUUGCAACGGUGGUCGCUUGCUGUCCUACUACUGCUUCUUCCCUCGGGAAAAGGGAGAUUAUACUAACCACAGCUGGGACGCUGACGACCGUCCCGUCGAGGAACUUCUGGCUCUCUACCCAAACCUUGAUAGUCAAGUACACUCUCAUCUGAGCAUCGGCAAAGAAAUUCGACCAUGGCGUCUCUGGAUGCAUCAACCAUACCCAUACAUCGCGCGCAGCAUGGUGUGUCUGUUAGGCGAUGCGGGACAUCCGAUGAUGCCUCACCAGAGCCAAGGUGCCUGCAUGGCGAUUGAAGACGCUGCGGCACUGGGUCUCAUCUUCAGCAAGGCGUUCUUCAGGAGCGAUGUUGUGGAUUCGCUUUCGAUAUACCAAGAGAUUCGACUGCCCCGAGCCACCAAGGUCCAGGCGGCUUCUGCAAAGGCAGCAUACAAUAUCAACGAGCGCAUCGGCUUCUCCAGCAACACUGAUAUCUCAACAUACAAGGUCGAGGAUGAGAAGCAGAAGCUGACAAUUGAGGAGAUGAAUGCGUACGAGAUGUCCAAGGAUAUCGAAGAAAUAAUAGCAACACGCAAAGGAGUCCCCUUCACAAAGAAGUUCAUCAGAGGCCUUCCCAUCGGCCUGAAGCUAUCAAAUGGACUAACGGUUGGUGAGUCUUGAGGGGAGGGUUAUGUUAUGGUAACGCCUAGCAUCGCUUGUCCAAUACCUAUUUGAUUCAUAUUUUGUAUAUGGCUAUUCUUCCAGAUUGGUAUUUGUUGGAUCAGAUCUAUAAUGCGAUGUGAUGAGCAUAUUCAAA